Molecule: messenger RNA, 2469 nt
Organism: Parasteatoda tepidariorum (common house spider)
Lineage: Eukaryota; Metazoa; Arthropoda; Arachnida; Araneae; Theridiidae
Product: JNK1/MAPK8-associated membrane protein
Biological process (GO): response to unfolded protein; ERAD pathway
Cellular component (GO): membrane
Molecular function (GO): ubiquitin protein ligase binding
Source: RefSeq, a predicted model, not a curated record
AAAGCUCCAAUGCGCCUGAUGGUUACCCUCCGUCAAACAAAAACGAAACUCGAUUAUUAUUCAACUGUUUUUUACAAUUUACGUUUCUAAUUUACUUUGAUUUCUUCUCGAUUGGAAUAUUUUCGUCAAGGCUUGGACAUGGUUAUGGACCAUUCUACUCAUUGUCCUGGCUUAUACUGUGGUCGGAUUCGCAUCAAUGGAAGUUGGGGUGAUUGUGGUGCUUGUCCUCGAGGAUAUAGAGCUGCUGCAAAUUCUAUUUGCCUACCAUGCAGAGACGUCCCAUCUUUUUAUGAAUGGCUCUAUCUAGGUUUCAUGGUUCUAUUACUCUUAGCGCUGGAGUGGUACAUCAUCGAUCAGACUAUGAAAAGACGCAAUUUCACCAAAGAUGUGUUAUCUCUUCAUAUUUGUUCUUUUUUUGAAAAUGCUCUCUCGGCUUUGGCGACUCUUCUUUUGACGGAGCCGAGGGGGGCAUUGGAUAUUCACGCCUGCAAAGUAAAAAGACUGUCCGACUGGUACACCAUGCUUCAUAAUCCCACCCCGAACUAUGUCAAAACUCUGAGGUGUACGCAAGAGGCAGUUUAUCCUUUGUAUUCAAUGGUCUUCAUACAUUAUGCCCUCUCUCUUUUAGCGAUGCUUAUAUUUCGUCCACUUGUGGUGAAUCAACUCUCGGGUGGGAAGAAAUCAAUCUAUCUUACGAUGUAUCUCAUACCAGUACUCGUACUCUUGCAAGCAACGUGCGGAGGCUUAUUGUAUUAUUCAUUUCCGUACAUUAUCGUUAUUCUCACAUUCAUCUCGGUCGCCGCGCACUUAGCCUUUCGAUUAGACCAAUCGAUGAAGUCCUUAUUUUUAACCUCUAUAAAAGAUGUCAGGAAUUUAGUGAUACUCUUAGGACAUUGGUUACUUCAUGCGUAUGGCAUUGUUGCGAUCACUCAGUUGACGAAUCCUGUUUUGCAUGGGUCAUUGCUCACUUUAGUACCACUUCCUACUUUGUUUUACAUUCUCACAUCUAAGUUUACAGAUCCGAGUAAACUGCAUGCAGAUUAAGUUAUUUAGCAAAAUUCAGCCAGGGUGCGUAGCGUUUUUAAAAAGUGCUUAAAGGCACUUAUUUUUCAUUUUUUAAAAGCCUUUGAAGGUGCUUUUUUCAUUGGGUGUUUUUAAAAAGUGCUUAAUUUUCUCUUUUUUAAAAUGAGAUUUUUCCUUUACUAUGUUGAUUUUCGCUUUGAAUUAUGCAAAAAGACACAGUUCACAUUGUUCUAUUCAACGUUUUCACAAUUCAUUCAACCCUAAUCUAUUUUGGUGUAUUGUCAGUUCGUAGCAUAUGGAAACACCAUUCGUUUUACAUGAUUCAGAAUUUCGUGAUUUGUGACAAUUGUCAAAAGCAAUGCCAAAAGGUUCUUUUUCUUUUCGACAUGAUGGUUAAAACAAGAUAAAACCGUCAAUUUUAAAAAACUUUCCGAUCCUGCCUAAUUGUGAUAUUUUAUAAAGUGCUUAAAAAUAUUUUUUUAGUGCUUGAAAAGUGCUUAAAAGGUUCUUAUUUUUGUUUGAAUAUGCUACGCACCCUGACGGAGGAUAUUUCGCAUUGUGAUCUGUCGCACCAACUACAAUUGCCAAAUAGAUAGUCAAACUUGCAAAUUUAAAAAAAAAAUGUGAAGAUGCUUGUCCGGGGUUGGUUACAAUUAUACCUUUUCAGUGGGUCCCUUUCUGUGAUGUUUUUUUUUUUUUAGUUUCUCGUGGGCCACUGCCCGGAAGUCACCGAGACUUGGCAAUUAUUCUGCUGCAGAUCAGUAUACGGAAAUCUCCCCAAAAUACAGUUAGAAAAAGUGAAUAUAUAGUAUGAAAAAUUUUAUUUCAGUGAUUUUUCCUUGCUAACUAGUAUCUGUAUGUAUAUAUGACUGAUACACCUGUUUAAAUAAGAGUUUGGGUUUUUAAUGUCAACAACUUUUUCUAUGGAAUGAUAAACAAAACUAGGAUAAUAAACAAAAUUAUGAUGAUGUCUGAUUUUAUUUUAUAAAAUUAAAUUAAUUUAGGUAAUUUAUAUUUCUUAAUUUAACAAUUACUUUACAAUUUACUACCAUUUAGCGGUUCCUUCACAAAUUCAACUUGAAGAAAAACGGAAAUACUUGUACAAAAUACUUCUUUUAAAAAGGCAAAUUUUCCUCCAUGCCUUUUAAAACUUUGUGGUACAAUUGUCUUUUUUUUAUGAGUUAGCAAUAGUAAAUGAUUGCAUGUUAUAAAUUUAUGUUUAAAUAUAUAUUUCUUUUAUUUAUUGCUAAAAAUAUUCGUCUUUAUUUAGGACUUAUAAAUAUUUAAUUUUUACAAUUACUCGGUAUUAAGCAAGUACAAUAUCAAAACUUGUCUGAAUAUGUUAAUGUUAAAAAUCUGUUAUUUUAUUGCAGUAUACUGUUGUCUCGAUAUGCUAAGUGUGCUGAGUACUUGGUAAAAUACUAAUUAAAAUGAUAUUGUGUCCUA